GUUUGCGCGGCAGUGUGUUUAAUUUAUUCUGUUUUAACGGUUUUAGAAAUGGAUAUUCAGAAACAGAGAGAUGGAUUUCAGACAUCCCUAAAUUUGAAGCUGUCAAAUGGUUAUAUUUUACCUGAAGGUAGAAUGACACCAAACACACUUUUUGUUGGAGGAAUUGACAUGAAGGUGGAUGAGAAUGAAAUCCGGGACUUCUUUGCGAGAUUUGGUGCGGUGAAGGAAGUGAAAAUCAUUACUUACCGUGGCGGCAUCUGUAAAGGAUAUGGAUUUGUUUACUUCAAUGAAGAUGUCGACAUCCAAACCAUCGUUGACCAACAGAUCAGUUUUAAAGGGCGGAAACUGAAGCUGGGUCCAGCAAUCAUGAAGGAAAGGAGCUCACGUUCCAUGCCGUCUCACGUGAUUGGUCAGGUCCCCUGGAUGAGCCCCUCCCAGUACAUUUACUGCACCUGCUGCUCUCCUAUGGGAGUGGGCGUGGCUCAGCCCCCACCUGUACUCAACGGGGGCAAUCCCUACAUCCAGCCUUACUCGUAUAACGGCCUUCAAGGAGUCAUGAUGCCACAGAUGCCCAUGAGCUACUCACAAACCGCCUACGCGUACCAGUACGCCUCACACACUGGACCGGGGAGCAGAGGAACGGCUUGUCACCAGAAUUUGUGGAUGUGGAGCAGACUCUGCUGAUCUGCUG
Oncorhynchus mykiss (rainbow trout) is the source of this 691-nucleotide messenger RNA. It is a transcript of the gene dazl, whose product is annotated as deleted in azoospermia-like. Gene Ontology annotation, cellular component: cytoplasm. The record is from RefSeq and is marked provisional. NCBI's taxonomy places the organism in Eukaryota, Metazoa, Chordata, Actinopteri, Salmoniformes, Salmonidae. Gene Ontology annotation, biological process: positive regulation of translational initiation; 3'-UTR-mediated mRNA stabilization. Gene Ontology annotation, molecular function: translation activator activity; mRNA 3'-UTR binding.